AUCUGUUUUUAUUAUCAUUAUUAAUGGAAUAACACAUUUGGCUCAAAGGUAUAGUAUUUAUAAUCUAAUAUGAUGUCACGUCUUGCAUUUCGUGCUUGUAGUUCCACUUGAACUUCCUCUGAAUGGUUAGAAAAGGUGCAUGUUUGCAUGUGUGUCUCUGUGCUGCUGGCAUCCUGUUCUGUCCCCGCUGUGGUUUGCAUGAUUCAAAGGCAAUGAUGACGACGUGUCAGAGAGCAGAAAACUCAGUUUAGGUGGAGCUGGACUGUUACUAUCAACUAAAGUAGACCGGACUGAAAGAUGCGCACUUACUGUGUACUUCCACACAUUUUUGCUGCUCUUCUCUUGUGCGAUUAUGGGAUGUUCUCCAUGCCAUCACCAUCUCCUUCAGGGAUGCCCACCAAUGCAAUAUCGAACAUAUCCGACUCUAACACUACUGUGACGACAGCAAAAUCAGUAACAGUCGGGAAUGGCUCGAGCACGUUAGAAUCUGGCUUAGGGAAAAAUCAGUCAAAUGAUUUAAAUGGUAUGGCUGAGAGCAGUAGAGACGAUUUUGAGACUGAAUCUGAAAGGGUGAACGGAAGCACCAGCAGAGUGAUCUCUUCAACAGCACGUCCAGAGAGCACCACAAGCAACGUGAAGCACCAUACUACUCAAGAAAAAAAAGAUUCAGCAUCAGAUACAGGAGCUAUCAUCAUUUUGAUCAUCAUCCUGAUCCUGAUUGGUUUUCUGCUUGGCAUUUUGUAUUGUCUGAGAAAGAAAGGAAGGAGUUACUCAUUUGAUCUGACUCGUGUCGACGUAGUUGCCAAUGAUUACGUUGACACCCCGCUAAGGAGCGACCAACAAGGCAUAAGCUAUGAACAAACUAACAAAGAUCUGCCUGUGUGUUUGGACUAUGUACAAGAGGACACGUCAGAGGAGAAGACUAAUCCCAAAGAAAAUGGGUCUGCAGAAGAGAAAACUGAACAAACACCCACCAAUGAAAAUGAUUAUCAGAAUGUUCCAGAAGAGAACAGUUUCUCUUCAAACUCGAGCUUGGCUGCACCCAUGAAGAACGAGGAGUUUAACCUAUACCUAAAUCUGCUUGGAGGUGAAUCUGACUUAAACGAUUCGACCGAAGCUGAAGCCACCGAUACGGCGCAAAAUGAAAACAACAAUAAUGUCAGUAAUGCUGGGCGGGGAACAGCAGAAGAGAUCUUCACUGAAAUCAGUCUAGACGAGCCAAAGGAACGUGCAUAGUGUGUGUUUCCAAUGCAACAGUCAAGAUCUCGGGUGUUUGGUACCUAGAUUCAAACUAUAUCUGUUAGAGAUGCCUUGAUCCGGACUAUAUGAGUGCAAAAGCAUCCUUUUGCCAUUCUCACUUCAAGUUCUGUUUCAUCUACUGUUAAAGGAGAUUGUAUACUGUUCAUAAAAAAAAGAACAUUGAAUCAUUGGUUGAAGUUUAUGUAAAAAUUGUUAGUAUACAAAUGCUGUAUAAAAUAAUUUGUGGCUAUAAUAAACAUUCACUGUAGA
Molecule: messenger RNA, 1509 nt
Organism: Sinocyclocheilus rhinocerous
Lineage: Eukaryota; Metazoa; Chordata; Actinopteri; Cypriniformes; Cyprinidae
Exons: 8
Coding region: 298-1236 (312 amino acids)
Source: RefSeq, a predicted model, not a curated record